AUGGCUGCAUUUCUUGAGCACGUCUUCACGUUCUACUUUACCGACCGCAACCCGAUGAAGUUCCAGCAUUGCUUUAAUCUAGUUGGUGUGGAGCAUGACAUCGGUUUGGGGCACGCUUUCCCUUAUCAAUAUCGCCAAACUGCCGCCUACUUCUCCUUUGAACCUCAAACCGGGAAAACAGCAUGGAUCAUCCUCAAAGCCAACACCGCAAUUAGGGAUAGGAUCCUAGAGCUAGUAGAGAGCCAAAGCAGAAAGACGUUGACACCCAAGUCCUCCUUUUCUGCUGCCAUGUCUGCACACCUGGCCAUCUUCGAAUGGUCCAUCCAAAACUUCACGACCCAUUUCAACACUCUUGAGACUCAGAUUUCCGAAACAGCCAAAGUUAUACAUCAUACACCUGUUUCUGCCAUCACUGACAGCUCGAACCUGGAACAGACCCUAGAGAGAAAGAUGACGGCACGAAAGUCAUGGGGUAGAAGAGAAAAGCACUCAGGACUCAGGCAGCGAAUCAACCAAGCCUUUAUGACGCUAGUCUCUUUAAAACGAAGCGAUAAUGCAGGACAGUGGAAUACCACGAACCAAAAUCCGAGCAGGCCAAAACGGCUUGAGCUUCCCGAAAUAGCGGAGAUCUUCAAAUUUGAGAAGCUUCAGGACUUGUAUUUGAUGGCAACACGUAUCAAUGACGGAUCCCUUGUGUUGGCUCAGAACAAGGUGGUGUUGCACGAUCUGAUUGAGCGCUUCGAGCAUUUUAAGGAGCUAGAAAGCUUCAGCCGGAAUGUUGACAUAGAUCCUGAGGAGUUUGACAUAUUUUUUGACACGGCAAAACGCUGCGUACGCGAGUUGGACAAUCAGGAGGCUCGUCUCAACACCCUGCAAGCUCGUCUUGAGAGACAAAUAUCCUUAUUCAAUGGGAUACUCCAAUAUAACAACAUGAGAUUUGGGGAAUUAUACGCCGAGCUUACCCAGCUUUCGACAGAAAAGAUGGAGCAAUUUACAAUCAAGGCAAGACGCGAGACAGUCUCAAUCCACGUCAUUACCAUACUGACACUCUUCUUCCUCCCUGCUACAUUCGUCGCAACAUUUUUGGGUAGCAACAUCAUAACUUUCAAAGGUGAAGAGGCAUCGGGUCGUAUAGGAGAUUGGAUCAUUGAUUGGUCAGGCUUGGCUCUCUUCGGCGUCAUCACAGGACCUCUGAGCGGUCUGGUUUUCUCCAUCUGGGCCACUAUUUCUUGGUACUCACGAUGGCAACAAAAACAGGUGGCCGAUUUGAUUUUAAAAUGA
Molecule: messenger RNA, 1281 nt
Organism: Clonostachys solani
Lineage: Eukaryota; Fungi; Ascomycota; Sordariomycetes; Hypocreales; Bionectriaceae
Source: the annotation of a GenBank genome assembly